Melospiza georgiana is the source of this 1788-nucleotide messenger RNA. RefSeq names its product carboxypeptidase M (gene CPM). Gene Ontology annotation, cellular component: cell surface. Gene Ontology annotation, biological process: proteolysis. Gene Ontology annotation, molecular function: metallocarboxypeptidase activity; zinc ion binding. The record is from RefSeq and is a predicted model, not a curated record. NCBI's taxonomy places the organism in Eukaryota, Metazoa, Chordata, Aves, Passeriformes, Passerellidae. The transcript has 9 exons. Bases 8 to 1351 code for a protein of 447 amino acids.
CGGCAGCAUGCGGGCGGCGGCCGCGGACGCGGUGGGCAUCCUCAUCCUCUGCCUGGCUUCGGCGGCGGCCGCGCUGGACUUCAAGUACCACCACACCGAGGAGCUGGAGGAGUUCCUGAGGGGGGUGCACGCCGCGCACCCCUCCCUCACCCACCUGCACAGCAUCGGCCGCUCGGUGCAAGGUAGAGACCUGUGGGUUCUUGUUCUGGGAAGGUUUCCAACCCAUCAUAAGAUUGGCAUUCCAGAGUUCAAGUAUGUUGCUAAUAUGCAUGGGGAUGAGACUGUUGGGAGAGAAAUCCUGCUCCAUUUGAUAGAUUUCCUGGUGACCAGCUAUGGACGUGACCCAGUUAUUACUCGCUUGCUCAAUAAUACCCGGAUCCAUAUCAUGCCAACCAUGAAUCCUGAUGGAUUUGAAGCUACAAAAGUGCCUGAUUGUUAUUACACACCAGGAAGGUACAAUGGGAAUAGAGAAGAUCUGAACAGAAAUUUUCCCGAUGCCUUUGAGGACAACAGGGCCAGCAUUCAGCCAGAGACUCAAGCAGUAAUGGACUGGAUCAAAAAUGAAACGUUUGUUCUCUCAGCUAACCUGCAUGGGGGUGCCCUGGUUGCCAGUUACACCUUUGAUAAUGGUAACCCAGUUACUGGCUCUUUGAAAGGCUAUAGCAGAUCUCCAGAUGAUGAUGUCUUCAUUCACCUGGCAAAAACCUAUUCUUCCAACCAUGCCAGCAUGUACAAAGGGACAGGCUGUGACAGCAGGCAAACCUUCCCAGAAGGCAUUACCAACGGGUACUCCUGGUACCAGCUGGAAGGUGGAAUGCAAGAUUACAACUAUGUCUGGGGACAGUGUUUUGAAAUUACACUGGAGCUGUCAUGCUGUAAAUAUCCUCCAGAAGACCAGCUGGGAAAGUUCUGGAGAGACAACAAAGUUGCUCUGAUCGAAUAUAUCAAACAAGUACACCUAGGUGUCAAAGGCCAAGUUACUGGUAAGAAUGGGAAUCCUAUUCCCAACGCCAUCGUGGAAGCCAAAGGAAGGCAACAUGUCUGUCCCUACAGAACAAAUCAACACGGGGAGUACUUCCUUCUCCUUUUGCCUGGGACAUAUGUGAUCAAUGCUACUGUACCAGGAUUUAAAUCCAUGCUGAAGACAGUGGAAAUACCUGACAACACUGCAAACUUCAGUGCUGUGAAACAGGAUUUCUCUUUCCCAGAGGUCUCAGAUAAGAUCAGCUCAAAAGUUACUUCGUGUCCCAAAACUCCCCUCUACCAAGAGCUCUCACGGGCUUCGGCUGCAGUAAAACCAACUGUACAUCUCUUGGUUUUAAUGACCGUUGUGCUUGCAAUUUUCAAAUAAAGUCAGGAAUGACAAAGGCAAAGGCAAAAUCUUCCUGCACAAAUGUGGCUUUUCAGAGAAGGAAUUGUAUAUGCAAAAGAAAGUAUGUUUUUAUAAACCAGAUUCUCAGAUUCACAAUCGUGUUUACUGUAUUUUGUAAAAUACUGGUUUGACAAUUGAAUGUUUUACUUUACUUAUAGUAGACAUAUUUUUAAUUGUAACAGACUGUCAUAUUUUUCUAUGUAAAUAUUUUACUCUGAAGAAAUUUCCUACACUCUAUGCUGAUAACUGUAGAAUUUUGAUGCAGAAAAUACAAAUACAUUUUGAAGAUUUUUCCCAAAUUCCAAAACAUUGUGAAUUGUACUGCAAUGUUUCAUGCAAGCUCAGGUACCACACGACUGUAAGUCAUCAGCUCAAUACUAAUUUCUCAUAAUAAAGCCACUGCUAUAAAUGAAGAA